Messenger RNA from Mastomys coucha (southern multimammate mouse), 7734 nucleotides. RefSeq names its product Scm like with four mbt domains 2 (gene Sfmbt2). Gene Ontology annotation, cellular component: nucleus. The record is from RefSeq and is a predicted model, not a curated record. NCBI's taxonomy places the organism in Eukaryota, Metazoa, Chordata, Mammalia, Rodentia, Muridae. The transcript is spliced from 21 exons. Bases 256 to 3084 code for a protein of 942 amino acids. Gene Ontology annotation, biological process: regulation of DNA-templated transcription. Gene Ontology annotation, molecular function: transcription corepressor activity; histone binding; sequence-specific DNA binding.
AGCCGCGGGUCCAGCAGAAGAGACCCUAGGAGAGUGGGCGUUAGUCACGCGCCGGUCGCUUGUGGUCUCUGGGAGGACGUUAGUCCUCCAGCGACUGUGAAAGCGCAAGGGCGAGGUCAGCAUUUUUAAAGGAUUGGGUUAAAACAGCACUGGCCAGGUCUGUAGUUACUGCAACAACGUGGUCACUCGCCAGUUUCAGGAAGCCAGAAGCUCCCUGGAGGAUGAAUUAAGGGAAUAGGAGGCAGAGCCACCAGCAUGGAGAGAUAUUUGCCAGUUUCGAAGAAGCGCAGCUCAUCCUCCUCUUUUGAAAAGAUAACCAGCCCAGCAAAUGGGAAUGAGAAUCUUGACUCAGAGGAGGAUAGCAGCCUGGAGGAAAAUGACUUCAGCUGGGGAGACUAUUUGGAAGAGACAGGUACCCGAGCGGUGCCACACGUGUCCUUCAGACAUGUGGAGAUCAGCAUUCGGAGUAACUUCCAGCCAGGAAUGAAGUUGGAGGUGGCCAAUAAGAACAAUCCAGACACUUACUGGGUGGCCACGAUCAUCACCACUUGUGGACAGCUGCUGCUCCUGCGAUACUGUGGUUAUGGGGAGGACCGAAGGGCUGACUUCUGGUGUGAUGUGAUCAUAGCAGAUCUGCACCCUGUGGGGUGGUGUACUCAGAACAACAAGGUGUUGAGACCCCCGGAUGCUAUCAAAGAGAAGUAUGCAGACUGGACAGAAUUCCUCAUCCAUGAAUUGACUGGUUCUCGGACAGCCCCUGCAAACCUUCUGGAAGGUCCUCUGCGAGGGAAAAGCCCCAUAGACCUCAUAUCAGUUGAUUCCUUAAUAGAGCUGCAGGACUCCCAGAACCCCUUUCAGUACUGGAUAGUUAGAGUGAUUGAAAAUGUCGGAGGAAGAUUACGCCUUCGCUAUGUGGGACUGGAGCACACGGAAUCCUAUGACCGGUGGUUAUUUUACUUGGACUACAGACUUCGACCAAUUGGUUGGUGUCAAGAAAAUAAAUACAGAAUGGAUCCACCUUCAGAACAUUAUUAUCUGAAGUUGCCUUUUGAAUGGAAAUGUGCUCUGGAAAAAGCCCUAAUUCUUGCUGCAGAGUCUCCUCUUCCAAUGGAAGUAUUUAAGGACCAUGCAGACUUGCAAAGCCAUUUCUUUACAGUUGGGAUGCGACUGGAGACAUUGCAUAUAAGUGAUCCUUUUCAUAUCUACCCUGCAUCAGUGACCAAGGUUUUUAAUAGUCAAUUUUUCCAAGUGGCCAUUGAUGACCUAAGACCUGAAGCUAAUAGACUCACAAUGCUGUGCCAUGCAGAUUCUUUGGGGAUUUUGCCAGUACAGUGGUGCCUUAAAAAUGGAGUCAACCUCGCUCCUCCCAAAGGUUACUCAGGCCAGGAUUUUAACUGGGUGGAUUAUCACAAGCAGCGCCAGGCAGAAGAAGCACCUCCUUUCUGCUUUAAAAACGCACUUUCUCGGGGCUUCUCAAAGAACAUGAAGCUUGAAGCUGUGAACCCCAGGAAUCCAGGAGAGGUGUGCGUGGCCACUGUGGUCAAUGUGAAAGGGCGGAUGUUAUGGCUUCAUUUAGAAGGUCUGGAGACCCCAAUGCCAGAAGUCAUUGUGGAUAUGGAUUCCAUGGACAUCUUCCCUGUGGGCUGGUGCGAAGCAAAUUCUUACCCUUUGACCACACCAUACAAAGCAUCCUCAAGAAGCAAAAGAAAGGCUGUCCUUGUAGAGACAGAAAAACAAUUAUUAUCCCCAGUGCCUGUUGAGAAAAUACCUCAUGAGCUUUGCUUGCUGUCGCGGAUGGAGAGUCCAGUAGGAGCCAUCAAUGCGAAGUACUGCUGCCCGCAGCUGUUCGUCAACCACCGGUGUUUCUCAGGCCCGUACUUGAACAAAGGAAGGAUUUCAGAGCUACCUCAGUCCGUGGGACCUGGCCUGUGUGUGCUGGUGCUUAAAGAGAUUCUUACCAUGAUCACCAAUGCAGCCUACAAGCCCGGGAGGGUACUGAGAGAACUACAGCUGGUGGAAGAUCCAGAGUGGAAUUCCCAGGAGGAGAUACUCAAGGCAAAAUACGGAGGCAGAACAUACAGGGCUGUGGUCAAGAUCGUGCGGACAGCAGACCAAGUGUUGAAUUUCUGUCGGCAAGUUUGUGCCAAGCUGGAGUGCUGUCCGAACUUAUUGAGCCCUGUGUUGCUCUCUGAAGCCUGCCCAGAGAACUGUUCCAUCUACACCAAAACCAAAUACGCCUAUUAUUAUGGGAGAAAAAAGAGGGUCAUUCAGACGUCACUUGCAUUCAGCAACACCAACAAUACACCAAAACCACCGGGCAGGAGACGGAAACGACGGAAAACAGUCUAUGUACAGAAGAGACAGAAAUCUGCUGCGGACAGCCCAGAGAGCAGCCCAGAGGGGCUCCCAGUGGGCACCCCAGUGGGCAUCCCAGCAGGCAUCCCAGCGGGCAUCCCAGCGGACAUCCCAGCAGGCAUCCCAGCGGCCGUCCCAGCAGGCAUCCCAGCAGGCAUCCCAGCGGGCAUCUCAGAGGGCAUCCCAGAGAGCUUGGCCCAGAAAACUGAAGAGAAGGAUCCAGAAGCCCCGGACACUGCAAGUGAGAAAACUGGCUGCAAGGCUCUAGAUAACCAGACAAAUGCUUCAGCAGCAGAGGUGCCCUCUGCCCGGCCACGGAGGGCUGUGACCCUGAAGAGGAAUUCAGAGGCUUCGAAGCGGCCUCCAGUGGAAAGGGCACGGAGGGUUCGCUCAGUGCCAGCUACUGCUUCUUCUAAUAACAGAGUCAAGGGUCCACUUGUUAGGAUUGUGAAAUCAGAGGAUUCAAGCCAAGCAGAGGAGGAGAGAUUGAUUCUUGAGAGCAAUCCCUUGGAGUGGUCGGUGACGGAUGUGGUACGAUUCAUUAAGCUGACUGACUGUGCACCUUUGGCCAGAAUUUUUCAGGAGCAGGACAUCGAUGGCCAGGCACUCCUCCUGCUGACUCUCCCCACAGUGCAGGAGUGCAUGGAGCUGAAGCUGGGACCUGCUAUCAAGUUAUGCCAUCAGAUUGAGAGAGUGAAGGUGGCUUUCUAUGCCCAGUAUGCCAGCUAACCCACCCUUCUUGGCAGGUGUCGCCUGAUUCUGAUAAUGCUGUGUUUGUUGGAAAGGUUUCCAGGACUGAGACCUUGAUUUCCUGGGCUUUGUGAAAUGGCACAAUCAUUGGUGAUCUCCAAAAAGCCAGAAGCCCAGGACCUCCUUUUUGCACCAGCCUAUUUGAUAGUCCUAUAUUUUUAAAGCACAUGGAAGGAGCACCAGCAGCUCUGAGAGUAUUGUGAAAGUUCUGAGACAGACCUUCCCUGGCUCAGGACCUCCCAGUUUCCUUUUUUUUUCCCCACUCAAACCAGGCAGUUUCCUGGAAUCCAGGUUUUCUUACACUGAGGUCUAGGAUCUUGGGAAACUCAGACAGAUUGAGUGUAUCUGCUCAGAAUACCUGUUCGUCUUGCUGCCUCUUUUGUCUGUCUCAGUCUCAAGCCCUCCUACAGCUCUGCCACACACAUGCAGGCUACUGUGCUUUAGAGUCUCCUCCUGUCCCGUUUGAGCUCCACUCUCCCACACAACGCUGGGCUCUGUUCAGCUCCACCCAUCCCCUGUCAGAGGUGCCUUUUCACUCGUAUGGCAGCUUACCGUGAGACAGCUACCAUGUAAGCAAAGCCUAGAUCAUUUGCAUUAGCAAACACUCUCUGUAGUCUCCUGCAGAACGAUAGCUUCAAUGUUCUAAGAUCACUGUGACCGGUCAGGAGGAGGCUGCUUUAGGGAAGUAUCAAAUUCUGUAUUGAAGAAAAGUUUUCAGGAGGCAAGUAUAGGAAAAGAUUUUGUGGGAAGAGUUUUUUUUUGUUGUUGUUGUUGUUUGUUUUGUUUUGUUUUGUUUUGUGAACUAGCUGUUUGAGUUUAGAAUGUUAACACAGAUGGUCACUGAAAGCAAAUCCUUCUGAGCUUCUCUUCUGCUAGUGCCUGGCUUGCCACGUGGAAAGCAAGCACAAGAGAGCAGUAUUCCAUAGCAUAAGAUAGCAGAGCAAAUACUGGAUCUGGAUCCAGUCGGUUUCUCUCCAUUGGCUAAUGGCCAACUUCAUGUCCUUGGCUAACCUGCCACCACCCUGGAUCUAAGUUCCCAUGGAGGGGAAAGUUAGGACAUUUAGUAGUGAGGCACUGAGCACGCCCUCUCCCUUCUGCUGCUAGAGAGGAGCGUAGGUAGAGCACAAUGAGAAAAAGAAUGUGGCCACAGAAUUUAACCCCCAGUUUCUCCCUUUUACUCUCUUUGGCACUGCUUAUAAAAUUUCACUAAGUCAUUUGUAGAUUAAUCAGUGAUUGUAAAAUUUGGCUGAUUCUCAGCACUUAUCUGUGUUUUCUUAUGAGCAAUUCAACAUGUACUUGAGAACCCAAAGGGGCUGAGGUACAUUAGAACGUGGAGGUCACCUCCAUGUUUUUUGAAAACUGGCCAAGAAACCAAACUUUCUCUCUGCUUAGAAGUGCCUCACUCUGGAAGCUUAACUUCCCACCUAUCUGGGCCUUACUGGUUUAAUUUAUGAUUUUCCAUAUUUUGUCAUAAUUAUGUUCAUCUUUUUUCCUUGACUAGAAUCACAACUGUUCCAGAGCACGGUAUAACAAGCUGAUAACAGCUUGUAUUUUGGCAGCGUUUUAAAGCAUGGUAGUCCGUCAGGCUUUAAAAACUCUGGUUGCCUCUCUUAGUUACCCAUUCCCAACAGUAGACCAUGGUUGCAGAUGGAAUUGGAAACUGAAUUAUUUGUGGCUGAGACUCUACUCUUCCCUGAGGCUGGCUCUCCACGGUCAAGCUAUAGACCUUUGGUGAAUGGGUAUGCCCUGGGACAACUGGUGCUUAGACUGUGUCCUGUGUGGAGCUGUAAGGAUGAAGCUGCCCCUGACAGGGUCUGUGUGGUUGGCUUGCUUUUGGAUUUCUCUCUUCUAAGCUACAUGUUGAACCUUCCUGUCUUCAUCUGCCUUCUCAGCCACCUGCUUUGGCCAUAAAUACUCAAUCUAUCAGUUCAAGAGGGUAUCUAUUUCAAGAUGGGUUGGCACUGUACUGACUCCUUCUUGAUCCUUCACUGUGGUCUUUACAAGAUGAGCUGUUUCUUUUGCAUCUGAAAUGAGAUGUGGCUAUGGCAUUGCUAGAACAUGGUAUGCUUUCAGAACAAAUGUGGCCUUCUCAUGCCAUUUCCAGUAAUGAUACAGAGGAGGAGAUACAUGCCUCAGAACAUGGGGAUUUCCUAGAAGUCUGUUGAGCCCACAGAAAGAGCCAGAAAAGCACUAACAAAAAAGCCUGUCAGGACAUGUCCACCAUGGUCAGAAACCCUUCUUUCUGCAGAACCAAACAUCCCAGCCUCUCCUCAUGCUGUGUAGGGUCAUUCUCUCUCUGCACAGUGUUGGUUCCUUCAGCCCCAUCUUUGGCUUUAGCAAGGACAAGAUGACAGUAAUCUUACACCACCAGUGCCCAACCAAGGGCCACUGUCAUCAACAUGCAAAUCGUCCCCCUGCCCCCAGUAGAGUAGACUUGAGUAUUUUGAUGACCAAAGAGGAUGAUUUUCCUCAGAGAGAAGGGCCAGUGUCCUCUAGAGCUCUGAUCCAGGAUGGUGUGAUCACGUGUGGAAUGUAAUUUUGCCACCAGAUUGUAAUGUGGGUUUUGUUUCUCUCUAGAUUUGCCUCUUACUGCUUUUUGUCUGAAACAUAGAGUUGAUUUCCAAGAACAACUGGGAAGAAAUAAAUGGAUUUUUAUACACAUACACCAAAAAUAUUUUGCCCUAAAUACCGUUCCUUCCUGGAUGGUUUUAUUUCCUAAUCUCUCUGAUUAUCUUCUGGGACCAACAUCCUUUCCUCCAUAUACCUACAGCUUGGGUGCAUCACUCCAUUCAUGGCCUCCUGUAGCCAAGUGAGCAGACAUCAUCCAGGACGUGCCAUGUGACUAAGGAAUGGAAGUGCCACCUUAACUCAAAUAAUCACAGUCUGUUAUUUAUGCCCACCUUAAAAUGUAGGGAGUUUCUUUGAGCCCCCAGUUUCUGGAGUAUAUUUGUACCAUGUUGUAGCAAAAUGAUCCUGGCCACAAAAGAAAUCAUACCCUGAUCAAAGCAGGCUAUACUGGCAUUGCAUAUCUUUGCUGUUCAACAAUGGUGUCCUUCACCACAGUAUCUAAUCUAGAGAGCGGAGAACUGGUCUGUCACUUUUAAAAUUAGAUGCCUUUGAUCCGAGUUUGACUCACAGGCAGCAUUUGAGCUCUACAGCUAUUUGAGUCCCUAGAACUUAUUUGAUCAUAUUCAAAAGAUCAUUUCCCAUGCUUGCUUUGAUUUGGUCCUCAAUAAAUUAAAAUGAUCCACACUUUCACACUGCCACAUCUGACCUUCACUGCCAUCUUUAGAUGAUUCCUUUUGAUCAGCCCUUUGAAGAUGGGUCCCUCCUAAUCUAUGUCAUAGAAUUUUGAGUGCUGUAUGAGGCAAAUAUUGUCUUUGUCUUCUAUCUUCCACCACAUACCACUUCCUGAGAUUCGUUCCUGAGUUUUGGAAGCACUCAGGAUUUUCAUACUUAUUUCAUACUAACACCUAUCUAUAUUCAUUUCUGUAUAAUGAAACAGUACAGAACAAUAUCAGGAUUUUUGUUGUGGUUUGACAUUGCUGGUUUUGGGUUAAGAUAUUGAGUCUAGGCUCCAAUUACUCUCUAUCCUGUCUUUAGAGAGCUGUGAUUGAGUGUGCAAUUAUUUGGAAGAACAAAAUGUAAAUUAAGAUAGCUGUAGUGUUUAUGCCAGAAGUCUCUGGGGACAUCUACUGCUUGUGUCUCUUUGGUGCAAUAAUUAACUAGGAAGGAGGAGCUAAACUGGCAACCCUACAAUCUAAUGAUUCCUCUACCUGCUCACUAUUGCUUUCUGUUUGCAAAUUUUCUGAAAAGCGCUCUCUUUAAUCAGAUUAACUUCUCAAAUUGCUUAAUUCUCAUAGCUUCUUAAAACUAGGGUGGUUUUUUCAGGUAUCCAAAUAUAUGCUAUGACAGAGCAAAAUUGUGGCAUUCGUGACCCAUUUAAUUUGCUGAAAAAUUGUACCUGCUCUCCUGCCUGCUCUCCUUGGGUUUCAGUUUUAAAAACAUUUGUGGUCGAAAUGAUGAAUUUCUGAACUAUACACAUCCUUGUUCAGUUUUCUUUUGAUGACUAAGACUCAGUGCCAGGGAGAUGUAGGCCAUGUCACAGAACCGAGGCAGAGCAGUGCUUUGGGUAGGACAAACAGGAACACUAAAGAAGAAAAGUUCUAGAACAACCUUUUGCUAAAAAAAAAUUGCUUUAUGGUGAAAACUGUGGGAAGGGUUUUUUUUUUUUUUUUUUUUUAAUUUCAACAAAAGAAAAAGUGAACACCGUACCUAUCAUUCAGAAUGCAAGCUAACAUCAUCUCUGUAAGCAGAGAGAACCCGAGUCACCAAUGGUGGGAGCCCUUUACCUCUCAUGUUCCACUUUGAAAAGUUUGUAUUGAAAUUUGGUUCAUAUCUUGUGUAUUGGUGCAUAAAAGAAAAAAAUCAGUGUCUUUAUGUUUGAAGUUUAAAGGACAAAGGGCAUGCUCUCUCAGUUUGCUGUAAGAUUGUAUUCUGUAUAUAUGUUUCCAUGUACAUAAGGGAAAAUAUAUAUCAGAGUUAUAUUUUAAUUUUUAUUCUAAAUGGAAAAAACCCUUUUUACUUGAAAACAUGGGCGCCACAUUGCUAAUAAAGUAAAAAAUUCUA